Molecule: messenger RNA, 798 nt
Organism: Lycium ferocissimum
Lineage: Eukaryota; Viridiplantae; Streptophyta; Magnoliopsida; Solanales; Solanaceae
Product: protein EARLY RESPONSIVE TO DEHYDRATION 15-like
Exons: 3
Coding region: 53-523 (156 amino acids)
Source: RefSeq, a predicted model, not a curated record
UCUGUAGCUCAACAAAAAAAUCUUUCAAAGGUAGCAAUUUUGAAAAAGCAUUAUGGCAUUAGUUUCUGGAGGAAGGUCAACAUUGAAUCCAAAUGCGCCCAUCUUCGUUCCUUCAUAUGUGCGCCAGGUGGAGGAUUUUUCACCAGAAUGGUGGAAAUUGGUGAAAACAUCAACAUGGUUCCAUGACUAUUGGAUGAGCCAGAAUCAGGGAGAGGAAUAUGGUGCUGGUAACGAUGUUGCUGAUUUGCUUCCUGAAAAUAUUGAUCUCGAUGUCGAUGAAGAUAUCUUGAACAUGGAAGCUCAGUAUGAGGAAUUUCUCCAAUCAUCCCAAAGUGGGCAACAAGGAAUUAAGUCAUCUCUUUAUGGUGUCAAUGGGAUACCACAAUAUGGUUUACCCUCUGAUGCACUGAUGAGAACAUUGAGUUCACCAAGAUCACCCAUUGGGCCACCCAAAUACUUUGAGAAGCCAGCCAAGAUCGUGAGUCCGCGCAACAGCUUCCGCAGCAUCCAGCAGCCUCGCUGAAUCGCUAGUCUCUUGGUCUGUCUUCAGGAAGUCAGUCCUUAGUUUGCAGUUACUAUAGACAAGCUGCGGUUUAGAAAGCAUCAAGUUUUUAGUUUUUUCAUGUAACCUUUUGUAUAGAGCAAGGUAGGUGGCACUCUUGUAUCUAGCCUUGUUCAUAAUCUGAUAUCAUUUCUUUAGCUUAACUUUGUAAACAACAGAACCGUAAAAGGAACAAAAAAAUGUGUAAAAACCAGUUGAACAAAAGUUAAAAAAACAGAGCAGUUUUUUAAGUUUCA